This is a messenger RNA of Rhizophagus irregularis DAOM 181602=DAOM 197198, 4631 nucleotides long. The record is from RefSeq and is a predicted model, not a curated record. Lineage: Eukaryota; Fungi; Glomeromycota; Glomeromycetes; Glomerales; Glomeraceae.
AUGUCCCACAAAAUUAUUGUAAUCGACAAAGAAGAAAAAGAAUACUUAGAUAAAAGUCAAUAUGACGAUAAAUACGAUAAAAUUCAAUAUGACGAUGAAUACGAUAAAAUUCAAUAUGACGAUGAAUACAUCGUUGUAAAAGAUUACGUUGACUUCAAAAAUGAAGACACUCUUGUGGCCGUUAGUCCGGAUGGUUCGAUUGUAGCAACGUUUAAUUCAGAUAGUUCUCGUAUAACAAUUACAAACGUGGCGAUAAAUAAAAAGGCAAAAAUAUCUUUUGAUAGGAAGAAACUCUCUGACGAUAACGUUAAUUUUCUUGGAUGGUCAUUAGCAGUUUCGGAUAUCAUUGACAAUAACAUCGUCUUUGUUGCAAUUUCUUGCAUAACUGAAGAAGACAUGAAUCCAAAAGAAGUUAAUGAAUUUCGAAUGGCGUUUUUUCAAAUAAAACAAUUACGAGAACAUAUUUUUGCAUUAUUCAACCGUUAUUUUAUUGUCCUUUUCUUGCUCAUUUUUGUUAUUUUUUUCUUUCUUCCUAUCCUUUUAAGUGUAUUCAUUCUCUGCCUUCUUGUUUUACUGUAUUUAUAUAAUUUCUUUCGUUUCCAUGCGUCUUACUCUAGUGAUGAUGAUAUUGAACAAUUUAAAUUAUCCUGGAUUUCUAGCAAGGGAACGAUACAACUAUAUAAAUUCGAACUUAAUGAUUCCACUAACCUCUCUGAUGCUCAAAUAUCUCCAAUACACAAGAGCAAGCUUGGUGGAGUAAUUGGCUUUUUAAAAACUUCUAAAACUUCAAAGAAUAAUGUAACACUCGUUUGCACGAAUUAUAUCGGAAUACAUAAGAUUAAUAUUAGACUAAGUGGAAAAAAUGUUAAAUCUGUUGUUAGCUAUUUAUUGCCUGGAAUUAUAUAUAAGAUUAUUAUUAGACUAAGUGGAAAAAAAGUUGAAUCUAGCUAUUUAUUGCCCGAAAUUUUAUAUAAAAAACUAAAAAAUGUUAAAGAUGCAACUCAUAAUUUGGAAUAUCUUUCAAAAUCUAGAUAUCAGGAAUUUUUAAUGGUUGAUGUAAAUAAUCAUCAAGCAGUGCAAAAUAUUGAAAUUUAUGAUAUCAAUACUUUACAGUUGGUGAACGUUUUUUAUAAAUAUCAAGAUUCUUUGAUUACCAAGAACAAUAAACCUGGAAUUUUUGCAAUAUCAACUGAUUCAAGAUUACUUGCUUAUUCUUAUGGAAAUAAUACCAUUGCAAUUUAUUUAAUGGAAAAUGGUCUUGAGGUUGUUUUAAAAAAAUUUGAUAAUAUUUUUAAAAUUAAAUUUUUAAAAUUUAUUAAAGAUGAAAAAUUGUUCAUUAUUGAAAAAAAAAGAGAAGGUGGCGAGAAGUUACACGUUUGGGUUAUAUCAGGAUGCUUAAAUGAUUAUUUUUCAUCCCCUAUUCCAUUAUAUAGUAGUUUUGCAUUAUUGAAACAUGAGUAUAAUUCAGUAAUUUUUCUUAAAGUUGAGGAUGAUGACGAUAAGAGCCAGUUUAAAAAUUUAUGCGAGAAACUUAUAAAAAUGCCCACAUCUUUUGGAGAUAAGGAUUUUGUAACUGAAUAUAAAAAAUGUAUACCUGAUAUGGAACCAUGGAUUGAAAAUACCUAUACACCUGAUACGGAACCAUGGACACGUGGAUUUCUUAACAAUGACAAGAAAUUCCUUCUUAUAAUCGGUCAAAAGAGUAUUCAGCUUUGGAAAUCUAAAUCACAAAAUUUUAAAGAUUCCGAAGAUUUUAAAAGUUUUGAAAAUUCGGACCUCGUUUAUAUUUUCAUCAGCAAGACUUCAUUCAAAAGCAGGCCUAAAUUUCAAAUUAAGAAUGACAUGACAACUGUCAUAAUUGACGCAUGUAAAUCACUGGCUUAUCUAUAUACAUUAAAUAAUACUAAUUUUGAAGACAAGUGUCAAAAGUAUGUCAGUGGAAUCACAAAUAUUAUUAGAGACUUCAUCAAAAAAUAUCCUAAUAAUUGGAAACUUAUGGAAGUUCAAUACCCUUUAAUGGCAUAUCUAAUUAUUUCGCGUUCAUUUUCUUUAAUAAAAUGCAUUCUGUUUGGAGACAAUAGUCAAAAGAAGAAUGCUAGUUCGCUACAUAAACCACAAAGCAAAUGUGUUUCAGAUUAUGAUAUUGAUUUGGAUUUGAAUUUAAAUGAUUUGAAAUUAAAUAAUUUGGACUCAAAUGAUUUGGAUUUAGAAAAUUUUAAUAAUUUGAAAUUAGGAAAAUUGGAUUUAAAUAAAUUGAAAUUAAAUGAUUUGAAGUUAGAUAAUUCGAAAUCAGCUUUGAAAUUUAAGAUAUUGGAAUUAAGUAAGAAGAAAUUAAAUGAUUUGAAUUUAGAAGAUUUGAAUUUAGAAGAUUUGAAAAAGUUGAAUUAUUUGGAUUUAAUUGAUUCGGAAUUAGCUUCGAAAUUAAAUAAUUUGAAAAUAAAUGAUUUGAAAAUAAGUAAUUUGAAUUUAAAUGAUUCGGAAUUAGCUUCGAAAUUAAAUAAUUUGAAAUUAAUAUUAAAUGGUUUGAAAUCAACUGGUUUGAAUUUAAAUUCUUUGAAUUUAAAUAAUUUGGAAGAUUUGAAUUUAAUUGAUCCGGAAUUAGCUUUGAAAUUAAAUAAUUUGAAUUUAAAUAAUUUGAAAUUAAAUGAUUUUAAUUUAGUUGAUUUGAACUUAGAUCGGAAAUUAAAUAUUUUGAAAUUAAAAUUAGAUAAGUUGGAAUUAAAUGAUUUUAAUUUAAAUAGAUUGAAUGAUUUGAAUAUAAUUGAUUCGGAAUUAUAUUCGGAAUUAAAAGAUUUGAAAUUAAAAGAUUUGAAUUUAAAUAAUUCGAAAUUAAAUGAUUUGUAUUUAUCUUUGAAAUUAAAAUCUUUGAAAUUAAAUUAUUUGGAAUUAGCUUUGAAAUUAGAUCAAGAUCAAGAUGCUGUUAUACUGACAUAUCUUCUAGAGUAUUAUUCUGAAAAUGCUAAGGAUCACAUUGGUUGGAUGAAUAAUGUUAAAGAAAUUUUUCCGAAAUUACCUGAAAAUUAUUCGGAAUUAUUAUUUUAUAAACCUUGUUUUGGGGGAGUGAAAUUCAACUUUUUAAAUAAAAGAUUUAAAACAUCAUAUGAUUCAUUAAAAUUUAAAGUACAUUUGCCAGUUACACGGCUUAUAGAAGCGAAAUCUGCAAGUUUUCUUCAAUACGAAGUAAUUAGGAAUGAAGAAUUAUCAAAUAUUUAUAUUGUACCAUUUCUUUUUAAAGAGACAACGCAUGAUUCAAAAGAUGAAGACAAACGAAUAAUCAGAAUAAUUAAAAAAUCUUUUCGUUUAUUGUUAAGAUUAUUACUUCUACGGGGAUACAGUUACAAAGAAUCUAGCCAAUUUUUCUCAUUUCUUCAAAAAAAUCAACAUAAGGGCAACCGGGAAUAUUUUAAUGCUCCAAUAGUCGAAGCAUUUAUAACUUCAAAAUGGUUGCAGGCAAGAAAUCAUUGGGGGAUACGUUUAAUGUUUUAUACUACAUUUUUAUUCUUAUUUUCAUUCCUUUCUCAACUUUUCUUAAGUGAUAAUGAUUAUCAAAAUAAGCACAAUGCUACGUUUAUGACAGUGGUUGGAAUAUUUUAUUAUGUUGGAACGUAUUUAUUAAUAAUUGAGUUUAUGCAAAUAUAUAGGUAUAGAUUAAAUUACUGUAGAAAUGUAUUUAAUAUAUUUGAUCUAUGCAGUAUCGUGUUGGGAAUAAGUGUUUUCACUCUGAUAUUUGUAAAAUCAUUUAAUGAAACUAGUGGAAUUAAUCAUAAAUAUAUUGUUGUCUUAUUAACGGUAACUACUCUAAUACUUUGGACUGAAAUGCUUUUUCGGUUACGAUUAUUUGCGGAAGUGGCAUUAUAUAUAUUUAUUUUUGAAAAUAUUUUAAAAAAGAUUAUGCCAUUUUUUGUGUUUAUGGUAAUUUUAACAAUCGGAUUUGGACAUUCAAUGUUUGUUCUUCUUGGACAUCCAUCACUUCUUGAUUUAAUUCCAUCAGCUCCAACUUACACAUUAGAUAAUGGAACUACUAAUUUUACUUUAACAGGAGAAAUUCCAGAAAAUCCUUUUAACACAAUAUGGGAUGCUAUACUCUCCGCAUACUAUUGGAAUACAAUUGAUUUUAGUGAUUAUGAUUAUUGGCCAUUAAAGUUAUUUGCUUUCAUAGCAAAUGUUAUUUUAGUUCUUGUCUUAUUAAAUAUGAUCAUUGCAUUGAUGAAUGAUGCAUUUACUAAAGCAAAGGAAGAUGGUACUGAUGGACUUUUGUUAUUUAGAACAGAUCUUAUUCAUGAUUAUGAGAGUACUCACUUUAGCGAAUUACAUAAUGGUCCAUUAUAUAUAUGUUUUCAUCAAGAUUCUGAUUUGAUAAAAUAUUGGAAAGAAGCAUCUCGUGUAGAACCAAAAUUAUACGAAUGGUUUAAAGAGAGUAUGGAUGAAGAAAUAAAAUUUUAUGAUAAAAACAUUGAAGAUUGGUAUAAACUUAUCUCAGGUACACCUUAUAAUAAAUAUCGAGAUAUAUCUGAAAAUGAUAUCUGGUUCUUGAUGAAAGAAAGUAUAAAAUUUGAUGAUGAAAAACAUUGAAGGUUGGCAUAAACUUAUCUCAGGUACUGCGCCUUAUAAUGAAAAUCAAGAUAUAUCCG